CUUAAUUCAAAAGUAUUACAAUGAUAUUUACAGUUUUUUUUAUUGUCAGAGAAUUGUUUAAAACCAGUUAUGUUGAACUUCAAUUUAACACAUUUAUUUUCUAAGUAAUGCAUUUGUCUUUCUCAUCAAUGAGGAUUAUAGGGUUUCAGCAUCGUGUCCCGUAAAGGCAUUUCCUGUCGCCGCUCUCCAAUACGUCAAUAAAUAACAGAAAGCAGGGGUUGGUAUGAAAUUAAAGAUUUUGCGAAACUCCGUUUAAACGACCCAGAACUAGAGCAGCUUUGCUUCAUCAGGUUAAACAUUAUCGCUCCCACCCCUUUCCAUCCAAACAGGUCGCAGUCUUGCAUGUACGCGGCUGGACGAAAUUGGCAACUGUUUGUUAUUUUACCGGCACUCGGUUGAAUAUUUAAAUCAUCCAAUCUAAACUUGUUUUGGCGAUUACAUUGUGUUAAGAUGCAAAGAAAGACUUCACUUGCGCCCGUCUUUUGUUAUUUUAAACUCUUGCUGACAGACCAUUCUGCAAGACUAUAAUUUUAAGAAGACAGUAUGCAGACACAGACACGGUUAGAGACACAUACAGGUUGUCACACAGACGGAGACAUACAGACACACACUGUUAUAGAUAUAGCCGGGAUGACAUACAGCAAGACAGCGAGUCGCGUACAAAUAUAAACACACAGGGAGAUGUAGGUAAAGGGAGGCACAGAAACAGAUAAACAGAGAGACCCUCUGAUAACUGCAGGUACAGACACAAACCCACGCAAUUGAGACAUUGAGACACAGUGACACAUACACACACAGAGAGACACGCACCAACACAACUGAAGCACAGAGAUGUAGAGAGUAAGAGAUACAGAGAUGUAGCACACAGGUACAGACACACUGGGACAGACGCUGAAGCCUGUACAUUGACAGCAGUCUUGAAGCAGCAAGCAGAAGUCCCGCCCUUGCAUCCUCCUCAUUGGGUCGCUCCGGGGGCUGCGCGUUACUUCGCCGGGAUGUCUCCUGGGUGUAGGUCAGCGGCGCUGUCAAUCACCGCCGGCCCUUCCGACUGCAAGCUCGACUGAGUGGAAGCGUCAAACCAGAAGGGGAAGAAAAAUCGCCCCCUCCCCCUCGCACGGGCGAUCUGCAAUGGAGGAGGAGAUGAACCAGGCAGAGGACGAAGGAUUGCGAUCGGGUACCAUCUCCAAACUCUGCAAACAGCGGACCCCCUACAGCGUCCUCAAACCAUUCCCUGGCAAGAAGACGAUGACCAGGAGGUACGAAAGACCCACCAUGAUCGAGAUCCCACAACUGGCCAUCGGGACUGGAGGAGGAGGGGCUCAUCACCAUCACCCGCCGGUUACCAUCAACACUGAGCAGCAGCAACAACAGCAGCAGCAUCACUUCCACCAUCAGCAGCAGCAUUAUCCAUACCAGAGCAUCUCGAACAACAGGAUAGCCCCUGGAGCAGUAUCAGCAUCAACAUCCACAUUAGCUUCAGUAUCUCAAUCUUACCUUGGAGCGACGGCUUCUGACUAUCCGCCUGUCAGGUACAACAACAUACCUACAAGCCAAUCAGGAGCUGAAAACAUCAUCCUAAGUGCAGAGAGUCGCUUAAUACUUGAUGCCUUUGCACAGCAAUGCAGUCGAGUCCUGACACUCCUAAAGGACAAUGGAAAACUUCUGGACACCAACCAAACUCAAGUCAAAAAAGAGAGUGGGUGUUAUGAUGAGCGCACGGGACAGUGUCAGCUGGUCAAAGGUGCCCCAAUGCAGCCACGGGCAUCGGACAAUUCAGAGACGGAGUUACAGAAUGUGCAAAAGAGACAUCAAACCUCAGCCUUGCUUCGUGUGUUCACUGAUUCUCUUCAAAGUUACCUACUUGCUGGGGGGCGACCAUCACAUAGUACUGUUGGAAUGAGUGAAUGCAGUCACAUGACAGACAUGGAUCCGCUUUCCACAUCUCCCACCCAUACUUUAGGAGGGUGGACAUCCCCAGCAACAUCAGAAUCUCACGUCCAUCCAUCAUCCACAUUCCCCGAGGAAGAGGAAGAAGAUGGCUAUUGUCAGAGGUGCCAAGAGUUGGAGCAGGAAGUGGUUUUACUGCAACAGGAAAAUGAGGAAUUAAGGAAAACCUUGGAUCGAAUUCCAGUGCCCUGUCAGACUGUUCUUGAUUACUAUAAGACUGUACUCCAGCACCACAAUCAACUAGUCCAACCAGUCUCAGAGGAACAGCCAACAGAGGGAAACAAACAGUUGUUGAACAACUAUCCUGUCUGCAUCACUAGCAAGCAGUGGGAUGAGGCGGUCAAUUCAUCUAAAAAGGAUGGCCGUCGACUUCUCCGAUACCUCAUCAGAUUUGUGUUUACAACAGAUGAACUGAAAUAUUCAUGUGGACUGGGCAAAAGGAAAAGAUCAAUGCCACUGGGGGAGCCAGGACCCGAGCGACGUCCUCUCGAUCCUGUCAAAGUAACCUGUCUCCGAGAGUUCAUUCGGAUGCAUUGCACCUCCAACCCAGAUUGGUGGAUGCCUUCAGAAGAACAAAUUAACAAAGUGUUCAGUGAUGCAGUUGGGCAUGCUCGCCAAGGUCGUGCUGUGGGAACUUUUCUUGGUGGUAGCGGUGGUUCCUACUAUGAAGGCUAUGAUCCUCAAAUGUCACAUGAUGAAAUGUUUAACAAGGGCUGCCAUGAAGGAUCUGGAGACUAAAGGACUACAGUGUUCAUAUAUAACUGCCACGUUGGUGUAAUAAAUGAAUGUAUAUUAAUCUAUGGUUGUAUUGGUGUUGACACCAACUAGAUAUAAUGCAACUCAAUUUUACAUUAGAACAUUUAAUUAAAAUAACAUUUCCUGCAGAAGAUAUACCAAAAGUGACCUCAGAGGUUAACCUGCUGUGACUGUGAUUAAUUUGGUUAAUAUCCACUUUCCUGAACAUUUGAAGUGCUAUUCCAGGCAUGAAACUGAGGAAAUGUAUUUAAUCUAUCCAAAUUCAAACAAAGGAAUAUUAUGUUUACAAUAUUCAAACCAGGUAAGGGAGAAACAAACUUUGAAUUAAAGUAUUUUUCUACAAGGAUAAGCUUAAUCAAACCAUAAAAGGUCAAAAAUGAUCAUAUCACUGAAAUUCAUCAGUCUAACCAUGGACAUCUGGAUUUUUGGCAUUCUGUAUAAAAUUAGAAAUGUUUUGCAAUUAUAAUUUGGAGCUCUCCUUUUAACUGUUCCAAUUGAAUUACAUUAUUGACAAUAUCGAAGGAGUUGCCAAAAUAGGAGUUAAGUCUGAAAUCUCAAAUGUACCUUCAAUAUGUGGCAAUAUAGUUUCCUGAAUGUAGAACUUUACCCUAAACCCUAUUUAAAUUCAAUCCUCAUCACAGUUUUUGUCACACACUUUAUUGUGUGGUGGUUAGCUGGUAGCACUUGAAAUGUAGCAGUCUUGUCAAGGGAAUCAAGAAGAAAUUUAAUUGUCUUCUGUCAGUUAUUUGGAUUGCUGAAAGCAAAUUGAAGGCAGGUAAGUAGAAUUCCUACAAAAAUGCUCCUUUACCAAGUAUCAUAGACACAGGCCAUGGUUAUAUUGCACUUUGCUUGAAUACCUUCUGUCCACAUAUACAAGUGCAUUAAUGAUGAAUGUUGUAGUAUUUGUAUUACUUGUACUAAGAGUAAUUUUAUCAAGGAAAUGAAUUUUAAAAGUAGAUAGUAAUUAUUUUAUCCCAUGGAAGAUGUUUCUUAUAUACUUUCAGAUUGACUACUGUGGUAGAAAAUUACCACAUCUUGUGUCUAUAAAGAGUUCAGUGCAAUUGCUGACUAAUAUUACUCAAAACAUAUCCUGCAAAUAUCAAUAAAUGUUCAAAGACAGGUAGCUCAUAAAAUCUAGCAUAUGUAAAUAAAGCAUAAAGUAUCUGGCCAGAAAUCGAGAGGAAGUGCCAUUCUGGUUGCAAUAGUUUAUAGUUUUAAGUGAAAAAAAGCCAACAGGCUUUGAUGAUUAAAAUGAAAGUCAAAAUAUUCAUCCCAGAUAAGGCAAUAUUCAAAAAUCUGGGGAUCUCUUAUCAAAACAUGUGUCUUCCCUAGCUUCAUAUUGUUUCCCUGUGAAGAAGGGUUUAUGAAAUAUAUUCUGAUGUGUGGUAAGUCUUUUGGUUUGUUUAAGAAUGUAGCAUUUUAUGGCUGUGCUGAUACUUAUGACAUGAAGGUAACAUCAUGACGUGGCAAAAAGCUAGGAAAUGCUGGAAAUCUGUAUUAAAACAGACAACUGGAGAAAUGCAACAGGUUCAUCUGUAUUUGAAGUUGCAAGAUAGGCCAAUGCUUGGAUUCAGUCCUUCAUUAGAACUGGAACCACAAAGUCAGAGAUAUGCCUUUUUACAACUGACCAAAGGAAAAUAAGGAUGGAGCAUGCAACAGGUAGUGUUCAAUUCUACUAAGUGUUUUCACAAAGAGUCAACUAAUUGAUAUAAUAAUCAAUGCAUUGUGAAAUUGUGGAAAGCAAUAUAAAGUGUUUCACACUAAGAAAAUUUAAAAUUUACCAUGGUCUAACGAUAGUCGCAUACUGUGCACUAUACCAAGAUGGCAGCCAUAGAUCGAUUAAUGCUUCUGAGUUGGGACAUAGUGAUCUCAAGUCCAACUCCAAAGACUUGAGCAUAAGACUAAAGCUGCCACAUCAGGAAAGUACCGAUGGAGCAUGCACUGCCAUCAGUGCCAUUUUUCAGAUCAAAUAUUGAACUUAGGCCCCAGCUGCUAUCUCUGGUGAAUGUAUAGGAUCCCCGGCAAUAUUUUGAACAACAGGAGAUUAUGCCCCAUUGUUUUAAGUUCAGUUGCUGUCUCCUAAAGUAAUUAACCAAUGAAUUUCCCUUUUAUGUCCCCUGUGCUGUGUUGUGCCUGUUCUGUGGACAUUUCCAGCAUUGUGUAUUAAUGUGAAUAGAAAUAGUGAACAAGGCCACAGGACAUUAAUGCCAGAUUAGUAAAUCAUUACCAAGAUCUUACAAGGUGAGGAUAGUGUAAUCAUAAUAAAAUAACAAACUGUACGAUAUAGUCUCUGUGGUAAUAUUCAGAAUAUGUGGAAUGUUCCAAAAGACAAUGCACUGGGACAGAACUAAAUUAUGGGUCAGAUUUUCAGCUGUUGAUCAUGAAUUCACAGAAAAAAUCUGUCCUACUGAAGAAACUUUUAUUUCAUUGUUUAUCCCAUAAAUACUUGAUUUGUUUGCCUUUCCUUUCUCUCGAAUUUAUUGCCCAUCGAGUGCUGUUCCCUAGACACCGGGAGUGGAUUUUCCAGGAUGGUGACCAUUGUGUGUGAAGUAUUUUGCCACUGCUCUGAUGAUGUGCAUUACUCUGUGAUGGCUCUCUCACAUAUUUCCACUGCAGGAGGCCAUUUCACACCCCAAUUGCCUCCCCACACCAGGAUGUGGACGGUCAAUUACUGGUCAUAGAGCCAGUUAUGGGAGUUGUCCUUCCCCACCCUCUCCCCUAGGUCAUGUGGAAGCCACCAUUUCCAUGGAGAUGACCAUCAUGUGGCAGGUUUGGCUUGGAGAGAGCAAUGCCAGCAGAGCUAUUCCCAAAUAGGGACCUGCCACCAUUAAGAGGCUGCAGCAACCACUGCUGAAAUGAAUUUACAAGGAGUGAUUUUCCCUCCACUUUGAGGAAUCUAACUGCUUUUUCUCCCUAAUCAUUUUAAUUUUCAAUGCAGCUCUCCAAGGUUGUAUCCAUGUUGAAAUGCCCUUGUGGUACCCAACCUCUCUC
Chiloscyllium plagiosum (whitespotted bambooshark) is the source of this 5694-nucleotide messenger RNA. It is a transcript of the gene bend4, whose product is annotated as BEN domain containing 4. Lineage: Eukaryota; Metazoa; Chordata; Chondrichthyes; Orectolobiformes; Hemiscylliidae. The record is from RefSeq and is a predicted model, not a curated record. Gene Ontology annotation, molecular function: DNA binding.